Messenger RNA from Trematosphaeria pertusa, 1839 nucleotides. RefSeq lists its product as uncharacterized. Gene Ontology annotation, biological process: mRNA splicing, via spliceosome. NCBI's taxonomy places the organism in Eukaryota, Fungi, Ascomycota, Dothideomycetes, Pleosporales, Trematosphaeriaceae. The record is from RefSeq and is a predicted model, not a curated record. Gene Ontology annotation, molecular function: nucleic acid binding. The transcript has a single exon. The coding region runs from base 151 to 1614 and encodes 487 amino acids. Gene Ontology annotation, cellular component: spliceosomal complex.
CCUCUCUCCCACCACAGACCCCUUUUGCAGCCGCUCUCUCACGUCGGGCGGACCAUCUUGUCUACCGUAAACUGCGGUCACUUUUCUACUGCAAAAACCAUAGCCCGCCCUUCGCAAGACCUGCAAUCCUCGACCACAACCUCCGCCGCUAUGGCCGCGCCAAAGGCCGGCGGCUUCAAGCUCUCACUUUCCGGAGCGAAGAACAAAGCUGGACUCACAUCAACUCCGCAGCGUCCCGCAAAGCGCCCACGCCUCGAUCUCGGCGACGACGCACCCGAGGAGGACAACAAGCAAGAGAUUUCGGGCUGGGACGCAGCAGAAGGCGGUGCAGUAGAUGCAAGCGGCAAGAAGGAGGAAUCGAAAGGCCCUCGGGUCAUCCCGCCGCUGCCAAACCGCAAUUGGCGCGAGGAGGUGCGGAAGAGGCAGCUCGCCAGAGCCGGUGGCCAGGGUAACCAGGAUGGCGUGAAUACGGAGGAGUCGAAGAUGGCAUACGGCUUGACUACAUUCAAGAAAGACGCGCAAGAGAAGAGCCCAUCUCCUGAGCCCAUGGAUACCGCCGAGGAUGGCAAGGAGGCCGACGAUGGUCUCACCGAAGCGCAGCGGCUUGAGAAGAACGCCCUCGACGCACUACUUCACGGCAAGGCCACGGAUCACAGCAUCAUCCCUAUCCAGUCCGAAGAGGAAGCCUUCCAGCACGACUUCCGCGAAGCCCCCGACGCACCCACCCUCGAAGCCUACGAAGCCGUCCCCAUCGAAGGUUUCGGCGCCGCGUUGCUCCGCGGUAUGGGCUGGAAAGACGGCGAAGAGAUCGGGCACGACAAGAAACCGGCGGUCAAGCCUAAAGAAAUCAAGCGUCGUCCUGCUUUACUAGGCAUCGGUGCGAAGGAGGAAGCGGCUGUGGGCAUUGAGCUGGGGGAAUGGGGCAAGGGAAAGAAUAAGGUGAAGCAGAGCUACAACCCGGUUGCGCUGCGUAACAAGGUCACUGGAGAAAUUAUCACCGAAGAGGAGUUGAAGGCUAGGCUCGAGGCGCAGAAGAUGGUUGAUGACGCGAAGCCGGAGAAGAAUUCUAGCAAGUAUAACGACUAUGAUGAAGAGAAAAGACGCCAGAAACGGAAGGAGAGAAAAGAUCGGGAUCUACGGGGAGAAGCCGACUACGAUAGCGAGCGUCGCCGUGACAGCGAUCGACGGGAUGAGCGCCGGAGGGACAGAGAUGACGACUCCUCGGACCGAGAGAAGAGGCGAGAGAAGAGGCGCUACCGAGACGACUAUGACGACAGCGAUCGGAAUCGAGAAAAGAAGAGAUAUCGGGACGACGACUACAAUGACAGCGAUCGACGGCGAGAGAAGAGGAGGGACCGCAGCAGAAGCCCAGCCGACGAGAAGAGGCGCGAGAGGCGGCGUGAGCGCGAUCUUCGAGAGCGGGAUAGGAGCCCCGACAGCGACGACUAUCGAAGGGAAAAGCGUCGCGAGCGUGAACGCCGGGACAGAGACCUGAGGAGCCCAGGCAGAGACAGCGAUGACUACAGGAGAGAGAAACGCCGCGAGCGGGACCGCCACAGAGAGAAGAGAAGCAGGAGUCGGGAUACUAGAGACAAGCGCGAGCUGAGGGCUUAAAAAAUGCCAGAGUAUCGUAGUAGGCGGUUCUGUGCUGCUUUCUGGGCCUGCUGGAUGGGCGGUCGAAGGAUCGCAUUGGAAUUAAGUAGUGACAGAACAGGAACAACGCAUCCGGCGUACUCUUGCUGAGCCGUUGAACAGUGUCAGCGGUUUACAUGUCAAUCUAAGGAGUGCAUGCAUAUAUAGAUUAGAGAUACCCUGAAGCCAGAAUGCGGCAUCUAUUAC